Molecule: messenger RNA, 2133 nt
Organism: Oppiella nova
Lineage: Eukaryota; Metazoa; Arthropoda; Arachnida; Sarcoptiformes; Oppiidae
Source: the annotation of a GenBank genome assembly
AUGAAGUCAAAUGAGUUUUUAAAUUUAGGAUUUAAUUCCAAACUCAAAGUCAAUGUUCAGGAGUUGUCAACCGUUUUAGAGGAGAAACUGUGCGCUCCUAACACUACUAAUCCGGAACUGUUUCAGAUAUGUUUGGCCACUUUCCAGAAUGAAUUGACUCAAACAAAGAUUAAUUACGAGCACAUCAGCGAUGAGAGGAAUAGGCUUCGGCUGAGCAUUUGUGAGGCCAACACGAGAGCAGACUUAUUAGCACAAGAGGUGGACGACCACAACGCCAAACUCGAGGCCUCCUCUCAUCACAAACUCAUUCUUUUGGAAAAGCGAUACAACGAACAGAUUCGAGUACUUCAGGAAGAGCUGCAAAGGGAAAGGGAGACAAUGGAUAAACAGUCGGUUCACUUAAGAGAAGACAUUAGUAAAGAGUUGACGACAGCACAGGAACAGUCAUCCCGGCUCAGGGAUCAGAUCAUUGUUUUAGAGCAGGAAAACAAACGCCUGGAAAAUGAAGUGCAAUCCGUUAAUACAAAAUACUUAGAAUUGCAAAAAUCUUUCAUCGAUUCUCACAAAAGACUCGACGAGACAGAGAUGUUGAAGAAAAAAGACCAGCUCACAGAAUUAGAGUCAAUGCAGGGCUUAGUUAGCGAAGAGCACUACCAAGAGAUCGAUUCAUUGAAAGCACAAAAUAAGGUGAGCUAUACUACCACUCCAUCCGACAAUUGGCUGCAAAGUCUAGAAAUACAAGACCAAAACGAUGAGUUAAUUUUGCAAAUGGAAAACCUUAAGCAACAAAUACAACAAAUUUCAAUCCAUCGCCACAACAGCCAUAAGUCUAAGGCUAGCAGUCGAGUGGCAAACCAACGCAAAAGUAGGUCUUGGCUUUCAGAUUACAUACAAUCGGUUAGUGUCGACGAAUUGGCGAAUAAGUCUCACAACAAAUCUGUCGUCCCUUUUAACUUAAAAAGGAGAGGAAAUGAUUCCACUUCUUCUGAUGAGACUGAAGACGACGAAUGUUCACCAAUUGGUAGGACUAAGCGAAUGGUGUUAUCAGCGAAAACUGACUCAGAUUUGGAUAAUAGUUUGGAUGAAGAAUAUGAAGAGACGAUGAGUCAAAACAAUGAGUUUGUCUCAGAAGGCGCUCUCCUUAAGGAAAUGGAUGGACUCCGACAUGAAUUAAGUACACAAAUUGGUCCAACAGAUCAGCUUAUUAUUGAUCGCAACGAGAGUGCCCUUCAAAUGCAACAAUACUUUGAAAAGGCUUUACAUAACAAAGAGGUUAAUCUAAAGGAACAGAUGGAACUUAAUUCCAAUUUAAAUGCCAGACUUAAGGAACUGGAGGAACGACAUCUCAAUCAAAUGAAAAGCCUUAAGCAAUAUCUGCACAAACAUUUCACUCAAAUUCUGCAUCAUUUCGUCAAUUCUUCGAUUUCUUAUGCAUUUGUCGAUGAAAUCGAAAGCAAUUCAUACAAACAAAUCAGAAAUUCAUUUUCCACGUCCAUCUUCAAGUUAAUCAUUGAAUUCGUCUUACAAUCAGACGAUUUAGAUCUCAACCAAAGUCGUGAAACUCUUGAAACUCUCAUACAAUCACUAAACGAGCGAUUAAUUGAUGCCUUCAAUAGAUCUAAGGAUGGAUUAGAAGUCACGCAUCGAAAGACUUAUAAAGGAUUGACUCGAAGUCACAGAGACGGCAGAGAAAGAGUUGAGAACCAUUCUUCUGGUUAUAAGGAUGGCUCCCAAAGACAUGGGUCUACUCAUGAAAAGAAAUCGAUAAGUAAUGCAAACAAUGGCUCAAUGGAUAUGUUGGCGACGAUGAGUGAACUGCGGACACAAAACUCUCAUCUCAUAAAAGAAAUUCAAUUAAAUGACGAACAGAAACGAAAGAUUGAAAAAGAAAACUCGAGAUUACAUUAUAAAUGCAAAGUCUUAAGCAAAUUGUUGUCUGAGAUCAGCAAUGGCACGUGAAAUCAACACCUCCUUCGCUAUCAUUAAAUCAUCGCAUCAUUUAAUGUCUAUAAUUAAGUCAUCAAUUCUUCAAUUUUGACAUUUCAUAGGAACCUCAUAUUCAUGUCAUUAUUACAUAUCAUUUGUAUAUAAUUUUGAUUUAUUUGAAACAAAUUAUCUUAAACUUAAACCGGG